This is a messenger RNA of Eptesicus fuscus (big brown bat), 2544 nucleotides long. RefSeq names its product follistatin like 5 (gene FSTL5). The record is from RefSeq and is a predicted model, not a curated record. NCBI's taxonomy places the organism in Eukaryota, Metazoa, Chordata, Mammalia, Chiroptera, Vespertilionidae. Gene Ontology annotation, molecular function: protein binding; calcium ion binding. Gene Ontology annotation, biological process: cell differentiation; multicellular organism development; regulation of BMP signaling pathway. The coding region runs from base 1 to 2544 and encodes 847 amino acids. The transcript has 15 exons.
AUGUUUAAGUACUGGUCAGCUGUUUUGUUUCUUGGAUUCAUUUUUUUGGAGUCAGAAGGAAGGCCAAGCAAAGAAGUAGGAUAUGGCCUUAAAUCUUAUCAACCUCUAAUAAGACUGCGACACAAGCAGGAAAAAAGUCAAGAAAGUUCAAGAAUCAAAGGAUUCCAUAUUCAGGAAGGCCCUUUGGUAUCUUGUGAAAAUAAAUACUGUGGUUUGGGAAGGCACUGUGUAAUCAGCAGAGAGACAGGGCAAGCAGAAUGUGCCUGCAUGAACCUUUGCAAACGGCACUACAAACCUGUGUGUGGAUCUGAUGGAGAAUUCUAUGCAAACCACUGUGAAGUGCACAGAGCUGCUUGCCUGAAGAAACAAAAGAUCAUCAUUGUUCACAAUGAAGACUGCUUCUUCAAAGGAGAUAACUGCAAGGCCACUGAAUACAGCAAGAUGAAAAGCAUGCUUUUAGAUUUACAAAAGCAAAAAUAUAUUACACAAGAAAAUGAAAACCCUAACGAUGAUGACAUAUCUCGGAAGAAGUUGUUGGUGGAUCAAAUGUUUAAAUAUUUUGAUGCUGACAGUAAUGGACUUAUUGAUAUGAAUGAACUAACUCAGGUGAUAAAGCAGGAAGAACUUCGCAAGGAUCAUUCAGAUUGUACUUUGUAUGAUCUACUGAAAUACGAUGAUUUUAACUCUGACAAGCAUCUGGCUCUUGAAGAAUUUUAUAGAAUAUUCCAGGUUAUCCAGUUGAGUCUGCCUGAAGAUCAGAAAGUAAGCAUUACAGCUGCAACUGUGGGACAAAGUGCUGUUCUGAGCUGUGCCAUUCAGGGAGCCCUGCGACCUCCCAUCAUCUGGAAGAGAAACAAUAUUAUUCUAAAUAGCUUAGAUUUGGAAGACAUCAAUGACUUUGGAGAUGAUGGAUCCUUGUAUAUUACUAAGGUUACCACAACUCACAUGGGCAACUAUACCUGCUAUGCAGAUGGCUAUGAACAAGUCUAUCAGACUCACAUCUUCCAAGUGAAUGUUCCUCCAGUGAUCCGGGUAUACCCAGAGAGUCAGGCCAGAGAGCCAGGGGUAACUGCAAGUUUGAGAUGCCAUGCAGAGGGCAUACCCAAUCCUCAGCUGGGUUGGCUGAAGAAUGGAAUUGAUAUUACACCAAAGCUGUCCAAACAACUCACACUGCAAGCAAAUGGCAGUGAGGUUCACAUAAGCAAUGUGCGCUAUGAAGAUACCGGAGCAUACACUUGUAUUGCAAAGAAUGAAGCAGGAGUGGAUGAGGACAUCUCUUCUCUUUUUGUAGAAGAUUCUGCUAGAAAGACCCUAGCUAACAUAUUAUGGAGAGAAGAAGGUCUGGGCAUUGGAAACAUGUUCUAUGUUUUUUACGAAGAUGGAAUCAAAGUGAUACAACCCAUAGAGUGUGAAUUUCAGAGGCACAUUAAGCCUAGUGAAAAGCUCCUCGGAUUUCAGGAUGAAGUUUGUCCCAAAGCUGAAGGAGAUGAAGUUCAGAAAUGUGUGUGGGCCUCAGCGGUUAAUGUCAAAGACAAGUUCAUUUAUGUUGCACAGCCAACCUUGGACAGAGUCCUAAUUGUUGAUGUGCAGUCCCAAAAGGUUGUUCAGGCAGUAAGCACAGACCCUGUCCCAGUUAAAUUACACUAUGACAGAUCACAUGAUCAGGUCUGGGUGCUAAGCUGGGGUACCUUGGAAAAGACUUCUCCAACACUUCAGGUAAUAACCCUGGCCAGUGGGAAUGUGCCUCACCACACCAUCCAUACCCAGCCCGUGGGAAAGCAGUUUGACCGAGUGGACGACUUUUUCAUUCCCACUACCACACUGCUCAUCACCCACAUGAGGUUCGGAUUUAUUCUUCAUAAAGAUGAAGCUGCGCUACAAAAAAUUGACCUUGAGACCAUGUCAUACAUCAAGACGAUUAACUUGAAGAUUUAUAAGUGUGUUCCUCAAUCGCUGGCCUAUACACACCUGGGAGGAUACUACUUCGUUGGCUGCAAGCCAGACAGCACGGGAGCAAUUCCCCCACAGCUCAUGGUGGACAGUGUAACCGACUCAGUCAUUGGAUUCAAUAGUGAUGUGACGGGCACUCCAUAUGUGUCUCCAGAUGGGCACUAUCUUGUCAGCAUUAAUGACGUGCAAGGUCUGGUGAGGGUCCAGUACAUUACCAUCAGAGGAGAAAUCCAGGAGGCUUUUGAUAUUCACACGAAUCUGCACAUAUCUGACCUGGCCUUCCAGCCGUCCUUUACUGAAGCCCAUCAGUACAACAUCUACGGGAGCUCCGGCACACAGACCGACGUACUCUUUGUGGAGCUCUCCUCGGGAAAAGUCAAGAUGAUAAAGAGCCUUAAGGAGCCACUCAAGGCAGAAGAAUGGCCUUGGAACCGGAAGAACAGGCAAAUCCAGGACAGUGGCUUGUUUGGGCAAUACCUGAUGACACCUUCCAAGGACUCUCUCUUUAUACUAGAUGGACGGCUCAAUAAGCUAAACUGUGAGAUCACUGAAGUUGGAAAAGGAAAUACAGUUAUUUGGGUUGGAGAUGCCUAG